This is a messenger RNA of Penicillium soppii, 957 nucleotides long. Its product is annotated as Short-chain dehydrogenase/reductase family protein. The transcript has a single exon. Bases 1 to 957 code for a protein of 318 amino acids. The record is from RefSeq and is a predicted model, not a curated record. Lineage: Eukaryota; Fungi; Ascomycota; Eurotiomycetes; Eurotiales; Aspergillaceae.
AUGGGUUUCCUAUACUCACAGUUUUUUAUUACUCCCCCACGUCCCGACCAGUCUUUUGCAGAUCAGACAGUGCUGAUCACCGGCGCCAAUGUCGGCCUGGGGCUAGAAGCUGCACGCCACAUCACGCGCCUAGGUGCUGCACGAGUGAUCCUCGGCGUUCGAAACGUAGCAGCUGGAGAAGAGGCAAAAGCGGAUAUCGAGAAAUCUACAGGUCGCCCCGGCAUCUGCGAAGUGUGGAAGGUCGAUCUGUCGUCGUACGAAUCAGUUCUUGCGUUUGGCGAUCGCAUCGCAAAGCUCCCCAAGCUCGACAACGCGAUCUUGAAUGCAGCAAUUGCCACGCAAGAAUUCAGCAUUGCCGAAGGCUAUGAACGAUCUGUCACCGUCAAUGUUAUCAAUAGCCUGCUCCUAGGCUUGCUCAUCCUACCCACACUCAAAGCCACUCGACGAAACAACCCAUCGCACACACCCCGUCUUUCAUUCGUUGUAAGCGAAGUGCACGCUUGGGUGCAAUUCCCAGAAUGGAAAGAAGAUCGACCGAUGAAGUUCGUCAGCGACCAGUCGAAUGCCAGAAUGGGCGAACGAUACCCACUCUCCAAGUUGCUGGAGGUGCUGCUGGUGCAGGAACUAGCGGGCCGAGUGCGCGGAUCAGAGGUGAUCAUCAAUAUGACCAACCCCGGUCUCUGCCACUCACAGCUGGGUCGGGAACAAGACUGGAAGUUCCAGCUGAUGAAAUUGGUAUUGGCACGAUCCACUGAGGUUGGAGCUCGAACGCUGGUGGCGGGGGCUACGGCCGGCCUGGAAAGCCAUGGCGCUUACAUGACGGAUGGACAUGUGGAGAACACCAUGCUGUCACCUUUUGUGCGCAGUGAUGAGGGCCGACAAGCGCGUGAGAAGCUGUGGAGUGAAUUGUCGUCCAUCCUCGAGGGUGUUCAUCCGGGGGUUAUGCAGAACCUAUAA